Molecule: messenger RNA, 255 nt
Organism: Dovyalis caffra
Lineage: Eukaryota; Viridiplantae; Streptophyta; Magnoliopsida; Malpighiales; Salicaceae
Source: the annotation of a GenBank genome assembly
AUGGGUCAGAAAGCAAGCCACAGCAACAUCAGAAAAUUUCAAUUGCUACCUCCCUGCAAUAUUGUUCUUUUAUGCCUUGGACAACCUGACAGUGAUCUGUUCCAAUCUGAGGAAUUAUUGAGCGUCCAAAUCAAUCCCCCACUACCUCAAAGGAACAAACAAACAAAGAGAGAGGAAAGAACAUUUCGCCCUCGGAAAAAGGGAUGGAUGCCAAAAAAAUCAUCGCGAUCAGUUGAGGGAGACGCCAAGAGUUGA